UUUUGGCUGCCGUCGCUGCUGCCACUGGGCAGAUACCGCAGUGAGGGGUCUGACUGCGCUGAGUGCUCUCAGGAGCCUGGGUCUGGCUAGGAAUGAGAAGUUGAAAGUGAGGGUUGGGAGGUGGGCAGGACUCACAUAGGAGCUGCAAACCAAAACAAGAAAUCUAGGGAGCAGAAGGAGAGAAAGAGCGAGCUGGAGCCAGGACCUCAGGCCAAGUGGAACUGGAGGAAAUGUCAUCAUUGGUAAAGGAGGACUUGGAGAAGAAACUAUUUAAGCCACUCUCGCAGAAUCUGUACGAGUUUAUUGAAAUAGAGUUCUCGGUCCAGGACAGGUAUUACCUCUGUGUGUCAGUGACCAAAACUGAAGAAGUAAAAAUAAUUAUGGUGAAACACUACAGAAUAGGUUUAGAUGAAAAAUAUGAAGUAACCAAAAAGUGGUCUUUGAACGAUCUGCGGAUGAUCGAUGGAAAAGAAGCAGAUACAGACAAUCCAUUUUUUGAUCUGCACUUCAAGAAAGUGUACACUUUGGAAGCAUAUAGUUGUGCUUCCAAAUAUGCCUUUGUUCGAACUGUAAACAAGCUGAAUCAUGCAUACCUUAAGAAGGACUUACGGAUCGUGAACUUUGAUUCUACUUACAUUAAUGAUGAUUCCAUUUGGUCCUCCAACAACAAGGAUUGCUUGGUCCUUAUGAGAAUAUGCUUUUAUGCUUUCAGUCUAGUGUGCUUUUCCCUGUGUCCCCUGCCACUCUGAAUAUGUAUACCAUGUUCCUUCAUCAGUGUUCUAUGAAAAUGGUUCCCUAAGUAAAUAUUGAUAGUCAUGAUUUUGUUUUUUCCCUUUAUCAGUGACUACUAUUCAUAUGAAAAUAAAGUGAUGCUUUGUGAAUUGCAGUGAAAUGUGUUUCGAUGCAUUCAUUCAAUAUUCUGGACUUUUGCCUAUGGUAACUUUGGAAGGAGUUGGAUGGUUUUGCCUAAACUAGUAUUCUACUAAGGGGUACCAAAAAUUACCUUGAAAGGUCUAAAUAAGUGGAAAUAGAUCCUGUUUUCACGGACAGGAAGAUUUAAUAUUGUCAAGAUGUCAGUACUACCCAAAGUGAUCUGCAGAUCAAUAUAAUCCCUAUCAAAAUUCCAAUGGCUUUUUUGGUAGGAAUGGAAAAGUCAAUAGUCAAAUGCAUAUGGAGCUGCAAGGGACCCCACAUAGACAAACGAUCUUGAAAAAGAAGUACAAAGUUGGAGGACUCACACCUCCCAAUUUCAAAACUUACUACAAAGGUAUAAUGAUCAAAGCAGUAUAGUACUGGCAUAAAGAUAGACAUACAGAUGAAUGGAAUAGAACUGAGAGUUCAGAAAUAAACUCAUACAUCUAUGGUCAACUGAUUUUUGGAAAGGAUGCCAAGUUCAUUCAAAGGAGAAAAAAUAAUCUCUUAUUAUUAGUGCUGGGACAACUGGAUAUCUACAUGCAAAAGAAAGAAACUGAACCCCUUUCUUACAGCAUACACAAAUAUCCUUAAAAUGGAUUAAAGGUGUGAAUGUAAAACCUGAAAGCAUUAAACUCCUAGAAGAAAACAUAGGGGUAAAUCUUCGGGACCUUAGAUUUGGCAAUGGAUUUUUAUGACAUCAAAAGGAAGAGCAACAAAAGAAAAAUUAGAUAAAUUGGACUUCAACAGUUACUUUUGCAUCAAAGAACAUUAUCAAGAAAGUGAAAAACAGACCUACAGAAUGAAAGAAAACAUUUGCAAAUUGUAUAUCUGAUAAAGGUUUAAUGUAAAGAACUCCUACAACUCAGUAACAAAAAGACAAACACCUAAUUCAAAGAUAGACAAGAAAUUUGAAUAGACAUCUCUGCAAAGUAUACAGUAAGCACAAGAAAAGAAACUCAGCAUCAUUACUCAUUAGGAAAAU
This is a messenger RNA of Orcinus orca (killer whale), 1897 nucleotides long. It is a transcript of the gene EXOC1L, whose product is annotated as exocyst complex component 1 like. The transcript has 3 exons. Lineage: Eukaryota; Metazoa; Chordata; Mammalia; Artiodactyla; Delphinidae. The record is from RefSeq and is a predicted model, not a curated record. The coding region runs from base 231 to 749 and encodes 172 amino acids.